Formica exsecta is the source of this 3629-nucleotide messenger RNA. RefSeq lists its product as uncharacterized. Gene Ontology annotation, molecular function: DNA helicase activity; cysteine-type deubiquitinase activity. The record is from RefSeq and is a predicted model, not a curated record. Gene Ontology annotation, biological process: telomere maintenance; DNA repair; protein deubiquitination. NCBI's taxonomy places the organism in Eukaryota, Metazoa, Arthropoda, Insecta, Hymenoptera, Formicidae.
AUACAGCUGUAGCAGCACCUACUGGUAUAGCAGCAUUUAAUAUAGAUGGUUUGACAGUUCAUAGAUUGCUUCAAUUACCUGUUGAACAUCAUACUCCUAAAUAUAAACAACUAUCUGAUCAUGUAUUAAAAGUUUUACGAGCAGAUCUUAAAGAUGUUAUUCUUUUUGUGAUUGAUGAAGUUGAUUGCGAUGAUGGUUGGUUUGGUCAAAAGCACAUUCUUUUAUUCGGAGACUUGCUUCAACUACCUCCUGUACACGAAGAUCCUAUCUUUAUGCAUUUAUCCGAUGAAAAAAUUGCUAAACAUCUUGGUUCCUUAAGUGCUGUUAAUUUAUGGACUACAUUAUUUGACUAUGAUGAAUUGAUAAUCAAUAUGCGCCAGCAAGGAGAUGACUCUUACCAUAAUGAAGUUAAUAUAAAUGAUUAUAAUCCUGUUCUUCUUACUGCAUGGGAAGGUAAUAUGGAUAUACAAUUUAUUGGUGAAAAAUCAUCACUGCUUACCUGGUACAUUACUAAAUAUAUGAAUAAAGCGGGAAAAAGUGAAUUGUCUGAUACUAUCCUUGAUAGUAAGAAUAAUAAAAACAAAUCAUUAGCGAGUUGUCUUUGGAAUAUCGCUUUACGAUUUACGAAUAAUAGAGAAUGUGGAGCUCUCGAAGCUGCUGAUACACUGUUAGGUAUUCCUUUAUGUGGAACUGAUCGAAACACGACUAUUAAAUGGUUAGAUGUUAACCAGAUACGAUAUAGAAAAUUAAAAAAUCGCAAAGAAAUUGAAGCUCUCGAUGCUGAAUCUACAGAUAUAUUUUAUCCAUCUUUAAUAGAUAAUCAUUAUCCACAUAGACCAAACGAACUAGAAAAUAUGUCUCUUUAUGAAUUUGCACAAUGGUACGAUAUCUCGAAAAUAAAACCGAAAAAUGAGGAUAUUGAAUAUUAUAAAAUAGAUAAUGGUUAUUAUCUUAAACGGCGACAGCGUGGAUAUCUUAUUAAUCAUUAUAGAUAUGAUGUUAAUACACAGCCAGAAAAUUAUUUCUUUUCGUUAUUGCUUAUGUUUCAACCAUGGCGAAAAUUGGAGGAUCUUAGAAAUGAAUGCGACACUUAUGCCGAAUCGUUUCACAAAAAACAACAGUCUCAGGAUGAUCCUGAAAAUCCGAUAGGUAUUCAAAAUAUAGAGGCUGGUGAAGCGAUGCAAGAUUUUAAAGAUCUUGGUGAUAAAGUAAUUCGAGAAAUCGAUGUAUCUGAAAUGAUAGCAAAAUUAAAUAUGGAUCAAAAACGAGUAUUCGAUAGAGUUAUUAAUACUGUAGAUUCAGAUAAAUCAGUAUUACGAUUAUAUGUUAGCGGAGAAGGUGGUACUGGAAAAAGUUUCUUAAUCAAGACUAUUAAAUGCUGGAUAAAACAAAAUCUUAACAAAGAUACUGCUGUAGCAGCACCUACUGGUAUAGCAGCAUUUAAUAUAGAUGGUUUGACAGUUCAUAGAUUGCUUCAAUUACCCGUUGAACAUGGUCAUACUCCUAAGUAUAAACAACUAUCUGAUCAUGUAUUGAAAGUUUUACGAGCAGAUGUUAUUGAUGUUAUUCUUUUUGUAAUUGAUGAGGUGUCAAUGAUAUCUAAUUUGACUUUAAUGUAUAUACAUCUUCGAUUGUCUGACACUAGUGAUACUAGUGAUUGCGAUGAUGGUUGGUUUGGUCAAAAGCACAUUCUUUUAUUCGGAGACUUGCUUCAACUACCUCCUGUACACGAAGAUCCUAUCUUUAUGCAUUUAUCCGAUGAAAAAAUUGCUAAACAUCUUGGUUCCUUAAGUGCUGUUAAUUUAUGGACUACAUUAUUUGACUACGAUACUACAUUAUUUGAUUACGAUGAAUUGACAAUCAAUAUGCGCCAGCAAGGAGAUGACUCUUACCGUAAGUUAUUAUCAAGAAUUCGUAUUGGUUUAUUGACAAAAUCUGAUUGUAAGAUUCUCGAAAAUAGAAAAAUAUCUUUCAAAGGAGAUUCUUUCGAAUUUAGAUUAAACGAAUUAUGCAAUUUCAUUAACAAUCUGCCAUCAGAUACCGUUUGUUUACUGCCUACUUGUCGUAUGUGUGAUGUUCUCAAUGAUGCAAUGUUAAGUCGCAUUGUUUCUAAAGAAAUAUUAUUAAUUGCUGAAGAUACAAUUGAAUGUGUUCCAUAUAUAAAAAAGAAAGUAUUAAAAGUAUUGUCAAAUAAUGAUGAUGAUAAUAAUUCUAGAACAGCUGGGCUUUCAAAACAAAUAACAAUUAAAAUUGGAGCAAAAGUUAUGAUACGGCGUAAUAUUGAUGCUAGUUUGGGUCUUGUAAAUGGUACAAUCGCUACAGUGAUUUCAAUUGUACAAGAUAUAUCUACUGAUUCUGUAGAAAAGAUUAAACUUCUUUUACCGUCAGGUUUAGAAUAUUUAAUUGAAAGAGUAAGUGUUAAAUUUGAGGUGAUUGAUAGAGCGUAUGUUAUCAGAAAACAAUUUCCAUUAUCUCUGAAUUAUGGAUCUUUGCAAAGUGCUAUUAUGGGCAUUAGUAACUCUGUAUUUAAUUGUAGUCAAAUUUACGUUGCAUUGUCGCGAGUAACAUCUCUAAAAGGCUUGCAUUUGAUUAAUUACGAUUCUUCAUCGGUAAUAGCUAGCGAAGAAGCUAUCAUCGAAUAUAAUCGUCUAAAAGGGAUACAUAAACCCAAAGCAGAAAUAAUUACCGUUUCAAAAGAGCGUUAUCGCAAAGUAAAAGAUAUCCUAUGGGCAUUACCAAAAGUAAUCACUUCUGUCCAAAAAUCACAUGAAAAAAUUCGAAAAAGUACUGCUUGGGUCAUACAUGGUUUUCAAAAUACAGACGAGGUUUCAUGCUAUGCAAAUGUGGUAUUGCAAUGCUUAUUGCAUUUAAAUGUCAUUAGACAACAAUUGUUUAAUUGCGAUAUAUCAGAUGUUUUACGUAUAUUAAUGCAUCGAUAUGAAAAUGGAAUGCGUAAUUUAAAUACAUAUGUAAUACGACAAUGUUUAGGAGAAUAUUUUUCGAGCACUGCAAAACGAAAUGCAUCUGAUUUUCUUAUAGCUCUUUGCGAAAAAUAUGAUCGCAUAAAAAGUUUAAUAGAAUAUCAAGUAACUUCUACCGUGCGAUGCAAAACUUGUGGUAAUACAAAAACUAUUGUUGAUAAUAAUAUUAUUAUUUCGAUUCCUGUUAAUAAUUUAUUAAAGAAGAAAAGUUAUACUCUUAAUGAUUUAUUAAAUGUUACGUUUUCACAUUGGUAUCAAUCACACAAUGAAUCAUGUCAACAUUGUACUGGAAAUGAUAUAAUAAUUAAAAAUGAAAUAACAUUGACAAGAGAGAUAGUUGUUAUUCAUUUAAUAUUAUUUUCACCACAGGAUGAUAAAUUAAUGAAAGCAGAACACAAAUUUAACUUAUGUGCUGUCCCAACAACUAAAGUAUUAUUAGCUGGACAAUUAUAUAAGACAAUGAAUGCUAUACUUCAUCAUGGUUCAUGUAUUGAUGAAGGUCAUUAUAUAAGUAUUUGUAGGGAAGGAGUAUCUAAUAUUUGGGUCGAAGCUGAUGAUGCGCAAGUUAAGAAAAGACAGUGGCCUAGAGGUGCUAAAGAUGUUUAUAUAAUAUUUUUAGAAAAAAUGGCUAAUAAAUAAUAUGUAUCA